UAUUCCUUUAUGGUUAAAUAAUACUCCAUCACAUGUGUAUACCCACACAGCCACUAACUCCUGGUCAGCUGGUUUCACAGCUCAGUUUCUGAGUGACACAGUGAGAUUUCUAGGAGCAAAAAGCUGUUCUGUUUUGAAAAAGAGCCACACAUGUACACAGUUAACUUCCCAGUUACAGAGCAGAUUCUGGAGCAAGGACCCCAGAGGGAGGGGCCUGAAAUGACACACUUUUGAGUUUGCAUAGCUUGGUACACAUGCUCUAAGAACUUCUGCUAAACAGUGUCCUAGAAGUCAGAUCCAAGCUCCUCAUCAUCACCGGCUAUCACUGUUGCUUCUCCAGCUGCUGCUGCUGCUGCUCCUCCAGCUGCUGCUGCUUCUCCAGCUGGCUUCUGGAGAGACUGACAGAGGAGACAGCUUUGCAGGUGACGACCAGGAGAAGCUGGCAGGAUAAGGUAGCUAUCAAGAUGCUCCAUUUGCGAAGUUCACAGAUGCUGCAGAUGUUGGAGAGCUCCUUAAGGAAAUACCUUCCUGAGUCCUUAAAGGUUUAUGGGACUGUCUUCCACAUGAACCAGGGAAACCCAUUCAAGCUCAAGGCUCUGGUGGACAAAUGGCCUGAUUUUAAUACAGUGGUUGUCCGUCCUCAAGAGCAGAUGGUGAGAAGUGGCCCUCAAAGAUGCUCUCUGAUCUCUGUCCACACACCACACUCCUGCUUAAACAUGCUGUACACACAAAGAGAAAUAAAGCAUAUAAUUAUUUUGAGGCUCUUCGGAACCAGAAGACUUGUUCUCAUAAGGUCUUUGGCCUUCUCAGAGAUGGCAGAUGACCUUGAUCACCACACCAACACUUACCAGAUAUAUUCUAAAGAUCCUAAGCACUGUUUGGAAUUCCUUGGCACACCAGACGUCAUCAACUGGAAACAGCAUCUGCAGAUCCAAAGUUCACAGUCCACCCUAAAUGAAGCAAUAAUGGGUCUUGCGGCGGGUAAGAUGGUCAAGGUCAAGAGAACACAGUGCAUUCUCUACAUGAUGCCUGAGACAGCAAAGAAACUGGUUCCUUUCCUGUUGGAGGAUACAGAGUACUUAGAUCAUAAAUCUGGCAGACCCCGGGCUAUUGACCAAGAAAUGUUUAAACUCUCAACACUGGAUGUUACCCACGCUCCCUUGGUGGAUAAAUUCUGGCAGUUUGGUGGCAAUGAAAGGAGCCAGAGAUUCAUUGGGCGCUGUAUCCAGAACUUUCCCAGCUCAUGUCUUCUGGGACCUGAAGGGACUCCUGUGUCUUGGGCUCUGAUGGAUCAAACUGGAGAAAUCCGAAUGGCGGGCACAGUGCCUGAUUACCGGGCACAAGGCCUUAUCUCCCACAUCAUUUAUGCUCAGACUCUGGCUAUGGAUAAACGUGGCUACCCUGUGUAUAAUCAUACAGAACAAGCCAACAAAGUCAUACAGAAAAUGAGUCACACUCUACACCAUGUCCCCAUGCCCUGUGACUGGAAUCAGUGGUAUUGUGCACCUCUGUGAUCCUGGGGCUCAACACAAGGCUGUGUUGGGUCAGCCAUAAUAAAUCUGGAGGAGUGGUCAUAGAGAAAACACAGAUUGUAAUGAACAAUAAAGGAGUGGGCAUUGCUUGGGUUCUGGGGAAGCAGUGUAAAUGGUCAACACUAUACCAUGGUCCUUACCCUCAUAUUACCUUUUAUAUCCAGCAGACCUGUAAUGGCCAGACCUCUCUGCUGAGCCAUCAUCUUUGUUUAGUUUUCUAUAUUCUGGUUAUCAGUGACACAUGUACUCAGUGGCACAUUACAAUCCUUAUGUGGAUUAUUGCCCAUGAUCAGUUUUGUCGGGAUGUGGUGCUGAUGGGGGACUAGUGUAUGCUUUUCUCCAGCAUUCCUUUGUUUAGGAGUUAGGAUACUUCCCAUCAAUGGGUACUCUGAAAUGAUUGCUUCAGUGGAAGUCCUUUGAUCUCUGUUUAAUUACCAUGCCAAAUAAUGCAUGAAUAAAUAUAUGAUAGUAGUUGGAUAA
Mus caroli (Ryukyu mouse) is the source of this 2012-nucleotide messenger RNA. Its product is annotated as glycine N-acyltransferase-like protein. Gene Ontology annotation, molecular function: glycine N-acyltransferase activity. Gene Ontology annotation, cellular component: mitochondrion. The record is from RefSeq and is a predicted model, not a curated record. Lineage: Eukaryota; Metazoa; Chordata; Mammalia; Rodentia; Muridae.